Messenger RNA from Gigantopelta aegis, 3085 nucleotides. RefSeq lists its product as uncharacterized. The transcript is spliced from 7 exons. NCBI's taxonomy places the organism in Eukaryota, Metazoa, Mollusca, Gastropoda, Neomphalida, Peltospiridae. The coding region runs from base 89 to 1207 and encodes 372 amino acids. The record is from RefSeq and is a predicted model, not a curated record.
AUUACUGCUUAAGAAAUACUUUUUGGAACUACGGCUUGUGUUACACCAUAUUUUACUUAUCUGAAAAUUCUGCAUCAGAAAAGUAACUAUGUGGAUGAAGAUAGUAUGGGCGGCGGCCCUGUGCUGUUUCAUGGGUGUGAUCAUUGCUCAGCAGCAGACGAGUAAAUGCGAACAGCAGUUCCAGAGCAACCUGUACACGUGUCUACAGAACCAGUCCCUGGACGUGAAGAACUUCCUCUGGUUCGUCACAAACAAGACUGGGGGCCAGGCACCCGCCGACCAGGCUUCAUUCAAGACCCAGGUUUGUGGGAAGCAGAGAUCCGUGUUUCAGUGCGGCAUCGGCUUCAUGCGCGCUCUGAUGGCGCCAAACAGUCCGUGCGCCAAAAUGACGCCGCCGACUCAACCAGGCCAGGCCGCGCCCGCGCCAGUCGAUAUGAGGAAGGCAGUCGAAUCCCAGUUCUGGUCGUUUUUCGGAACACUCGACAGCGCAUGUGCUCAUCCUUGCCGUCGAACGUUGGCGAAUGAUUUAAAAGGGUGUUACGACGCCGCUGGUUUAGACUCCGCCCUCUUCCUGUCAAACACGAGCAUGAGUCGAGGGGCGGUAAUCGGCACACAACCCGACCAAGUGAAACUCUUCUGUGAAAACAACGCCAAGCUGGUGACCUGCAUGAAGCAGAAGAGGAGCGACUGUCCUGAGGCUCCGCUCGUCCUGCGGGCCAUCGGACUCGACAUCGAGUCUAUGGACAAGGGGGUCAAAGUCCUCUGUAAACACCAGAAAGACUACCUGAAAGGAAUCCCAUGUUUCGCCGAGCCCACGGACAAGGUUGUGAGUUGUCAGGAGGACCAAGGCAAGAAGAUGAUGCAGCUGAUGAUGGCCACUCAGCAAGGACUCAACGAGAGCACCUACUUCGUGGAAUUCUGCAGAAUUCGACUGGAUCACGUCAAGUGCGACCUCGGCGCAUGGGCGCAGAAAAAGCACGAAGCUUGCAACCAAGGCGUCAUAGGCCUGCGCACUGAGCUCGAGUGCACGCUACUUCCGGAUCAGUGCUCGACCGCCCAGAAGGAAAAGAUAGCAGACGUAUGUCACGUGGACAAGUUCUUCAAACACCUUCGAGCCGGCGCAGGUGGAGGGGGCGGGGCUUCGGCUACGUCUGUCACGUUCGCUUUGUUUGGGGUCACAAUCCUAGCUUUAACAUUGAUAGUGUGAAAUUACACGAUGUGAGAAAACCAUAAUAUACUGACUCACUGCAGGCGCAACAAAUAAAUAAAUUUUGAAUACACACAUCAUUGAAAAAACUAUUUCUUUGAAAUUAAAAAAAAAGAAACAUAUAUCAUCAAAAUAAUAAUAAUAAUAAUAAUAAUAAUAAUUACAAGCACGUGCAUACAGUGCGUAUGGUUGACGGCGGGCCUGUUUAUUUAGUUUAAAUGGGAAAUUGUUAAAUCUAAUCGAAAUGAGAUUUUACUGGUCUAACAAAAGUUGACAUGGUCGUUCCUGUAAAAUUAAUUGGGGGUUGAGGGGUGGGGUGGAGGUGGGGGGCAGUAGAAAUAAAAUCAUUAAAAAUAAAAUCAGGUCACAGUAAUAUGGUCUACUCCAGAUCCAUAAAAAAAAGCGCAUUAAUAGCUUGGCAUACACUUGCCGACUCAGCUGUCAGCACUUGUUUGGAAUAAGUGUCCUAGCCGACGUAACCAUUCUUGUUGGCGUUUCGCAAAAUCCGAUACCGGUAGCUUCUGAAGAUGACGUCACAAGACUACAGAUUAGACAUCACAGUCGCGUCUUUUCCCCCAGCACGCAUCUAUCGACUUUAUCAGUGUGUGUUAAUCGGCAAGUGUGUGCCAAGCACACGUUGCAUACAUUGGGGAUUUUUUUUUGUUAUAUAAAGAGUCACCUGCCCCUUCUCCACCUCACUUUAUCUCGCUAGGUAAUGCAUCAGUUAACCCGUGUCUAGAUUCCUUCUCAUUGGAAUUAUAAUUAAAACACGGCUGGCUUAAGCUUUAAAGUACCGUAGAAUGUAUCUGAGUGACUGUUAUCAGACCACCAAGAUGUAUCACACAGUAAGAUCUUAAUUCUAUCAUUUUUAUGUUUAAAAAAAUUGUUGUUCAAUCUUAGGUGGUUACAGUAAUAGAGUAAAACAUAGCUAUCUUCCAUGCAUGCCCGGGUUACAUCCAGCUACAUGUUAUUUUUGUUUUGUUUAUCCACGGUAUAUAUUUUUUGACACCCGCGGUAUCUUUCGGAGUAGCGUUAUUUCGAAAUUCCAUAUAAAUGUCGGGUAUAACGAACUUUGCUGUCUCGAAUUUCAGUAAAUCUAAUACCAGUAAAAGGUAUUUCUGCAUGAAAAGAUUAAUAAUAUUGCACUUUCAUUUCAUGUGUGGCAUUUGUAGUCGAUCUGUUAGUAAACCUAUUCGUGUCCAUUUGUUGGUCAACAACGAUAUUUCGAACUAAUCGAUGUUACCUGGUCGUGUCCCUUUGUCGGUCAGCAACAAUAUGUCGAGCUAAUCGAUCUGUUAUCUUAUAAUUCGAGAUAGUGAAGUUUGACUGUACUCCGAUGUUGUGAAUUGUGAUCAUGCAUGAAGCCAACUUGGCUGAUAAAAUGACCACAGUUAAAAAUUUGUUUUCUGUUAACGUUUGUGACGUAGUACAUGAAUGUAGAUUAGUAUCUAAACCGAGGCUUUGGCUACUGCUCAUGGAACGUUGGCAGGACUCUUUGGAGGAUGUGUCCAUGACAGGCAUGCUUCAACAUUUCUCUGAUGGCAGGAGGCAUGUCAAAAAUUGUCGAAAUCCACAUCCACUGGACUGCGGUCAGUACAUAUAGGUUUUGUCGCCGACAUCUCUUCACUGUUUAACUGGUAGUCGAUCUGUCAGUUAUUUACCAUUCAGCCAGUGGUCUAGCGAGCGUUUUAUGUCACUUGGCGCUCGCGUCAGUUGAACGCAGGGCUUGUCUUCGUAUUGGAGUCUUUAUAAUCUAGACGUUUCUAAGCAUAGCCACAGUUUCGUACAAUUGUGAAUGUCUUGGGGGCGGGAAAUGUCCUUUGUGUUACGUGUUGUUCUGUAUUUGGUUAUUAAUUCAAAUAAAAUAAUACGACAGCA